CCCGUUUGGCGCCACAUGCCGUGUGGACGAGGAGACAAUGACCCCCAUGUGUGUGUGUGAGCGGAAGUGUAGCAAGAUCUUCGCGCCGGUGUGUGGCACAGACAUGGUCACCUACUCCAAUCUGUGCAUGCUGGAGAGGGCCUCGUGCAUCCACAACAAGCUCAUCAAGGUCAAGUCUCAUGGAGUCUGUGGAGUGAGAGAUCCGUGCGAGGGUCACGUCUGCAAGUUUGGCGCGGAAUGUCUGCCGUCCCAGGACGGAGAGAGAGCCAGGUGUCAGUGUCCCAACGACUGCCCGUCUUACGGAGAUCACGUGGGCAGCCAGCAGAUUUGUGGCAACGAUGGCAAGGAUUACGCCAACAUGUGCGAGAUGAGGAAAGCCGCCUGCUACCAGCUCAAGGACAUUCGCAUCAAGUACCACGGAAAAUGUG
Molecule: messenger RNA, 428 nt
Organism: Aplysia californica (California sea hare)
Lineage: Eukaryota; Metazoa; Mollusca; Gastropoda; Aplysiida; Aplysiidae
Product: agrin
Biological process (GO): multicellular organism development; cell differentiation; G protein-coupled acetylcholine receptor signaling pathway
Molecular function (GO): laminin binding
Source: RefSeq, a predicted model, not a curated record